UAUAGAUCGAUUGCUAAUUCCGAGAAGAAACAUUAUCCUCUAACUUUACUAUCCCAGACUGCAAGAAUCCAAUCUGCCUCUGCAUCUCAGUAUCUCACUACUCAGAGCUCAAUCGCUUGCAUGCCAGCCUAAGUGACCGAUCCAUCCUCGGCCCUAAAGUUAAGAGUCGCGCCAAUCGCCAAUAAUUGUCGCGCGCGCUUUGGUGCCAUGUCCGCCUUCCAUGCAGUGCCCGCUGGGACUUUUAGUGCUCAGCGGCCAGAACUGGCUCUCACGGUGCCCAAUCAUACCGAAAGAGAUAAUAUCAUGGCAAAUAGCGAUUCGUCUCUGGAGGAUACCCCAGAGGAAAAUGGCCUGGAGGAAUUUGACCCUCACGAUGAGGAAGAUGUCGACGAGUCCGUGAAAGAGGACAUGAAGCGGUUGGAAGAUACGUUUCCAGGGAUAUCUGAUCGAUUCCGACUUGUCAACCGAAUAGGUGAAGGAACCUUUUCCACGGUUUAUAAGGCGGAGGAUCUCUUGUACGACCACUAUCGAAAUGACUGGGAUACGUUCCAAAACGCCCAGGACGACAAUUGGACGAACCAUCCCACGAAGCGACGCCGGGGGGAGGAAGGAAACAGUCACCCAUUUCCCGCGAGGCGACGAAAACCACGCUUUGUUGCUUUAAAGAAGAUCUAUGUCACAAGCAGUCCUCUCCGCAUCCAAAACGAACUUGAAUUGCUGCACGAUCUCCGAGGCUGUCGAUCUGUAUGUCCCUUAAUCACUGCUUUCCGCUAUCAGGAUCAGGUCGUAGCAGUCUUGCCCUUCUUCCCGCAUACCGAUUUCCGUAUCCAAUAUCGUACGUUCAUGGUUGCGGAUAUGAGACAUUACUUCCGAUCCUUGUUCACCGCUUUACAUUCAGUCCACAAGCACAACAUCCUCCACCGUGAUAUAAAGCCGACUAACUUUCUGUACAAUCCCGAACUCCGAGAGGGAGUACUAGUCGACUUUGGUCUUGCAGAACGCGAAGGCUCCGAGUACACUGGUACUUGUUUGUGUGCAAAUACAAGCCAGAUACGCCGCAGCCGAUUUCUCCAAAGCUAUUACUACACCCAUUGCGCCUCAUCUCUAAAUACCACGGCUCUGGGCUACCCAAAGAAUGACUCCCGACCUUCGAGGCGUGCUAAUCGAGCAGGAACCCGGGGAUUCCGCGCACCCGAAGUGCUACUGAAAUGCACUUCACAAACAACGAAGAUCGAUAUGUGGUCAGCUGGCGUCAUUCUCCUGACGUUACUCGGUCGUCGGUUUCCAUUCUUCAACUCAGCUGAUGAUGUUGACGCCAUGAUCGAGAUGGCUAGUAUCUUUGGCACACGCCGUAUGAAGCUUGCGGCAGCCAUGCAUGGGCAGAUAUUUGAAACCAACAUCCCGACUAUAGGGGAAAAGGGUUAUAGUUGGGAGAAACUAGUGAAAUGGGCGAGCUGUGUGGAGGAGCUGACUGAGAGUGAAAAGCAAGCCACCCGUCUUUUGGCUGGGCUCAUGGAACUGGACCCUUACAAGCGUCUCAGUGCUAAAGAGGCCUUGCAGCACGAAUUUUUCACUGAUCCUAUAGAUCACGAUGUGGAGUGGGGAGGUAAUCCAGAUGAUAGCGGUGAUACUGGCGAGGAGGGCGAUAAAGAUGAUGAUGAGGCAGACGAUGCAGCAGAUGAGGUAGCAAUGAUAUAAAUAUCCUAGAAAAAAUAUGUAUAACGAAGAAUACUCAUCAGUCACCUAG
This is a messenger RNA of Aspergillus homomorphus CBS 101889, 1747 nucleotides long. Its product is annotated as serine/threonine protein kinase CDC7. The transcript is spliced from 4 exons. Gene Ontology annotation, molecular function: protein serine/threonine kinase activity; ATP binding. Gene Ontology annotation, biological process: mitotic DNA damage checkpoint signaling; protein phosphorylation. The record is from RefSeq and is a predicted model, not a curated record. The coding region runs from base 208 to 1698 and encodes 496 amino acids. Lineage: Eukaryota; Fungi; Ascomycota; Eurotiomycetes; Eurotiales; Aspergillaceae. Gene Ontology annotation, cellular component: nucleus.